Panthera uncia (snow leopard) is the source of this 12904-nucleotide messenger RNA. RefSeq names its product cyclic AMP-dependent transcription factor ATF-7. The record is from RefSeq and is a predicted model, not a curated record. NCBI's taxonomy places the organism in Eukaryota, Metazoa, Chordata, Mammalia, Carnivora, Felidae. Gene Ontology annotation, molecular function: DNA-binding transcription factor activity, RNA polymerase II-specific; G protein-coupled receptor binding; cAMP response element binding. Gene Ontology annotation, cellular component: perikaryon; dendrite; axon terminus. Gene Ontology annotation, biological process: regulation of transcription by RNA polymerase II; excitatory postsynaptic potential. Bases 1650 to 3101 code for a protein of 483 amino acids. The transcript has 12 exons.
UCUUUUAACAUUAACUAGUCCAUGAUCUGGCAGAGUCUCCCUUUCAACUCUGGCCAGUCCCAGUGUCCCAGGCCGGGGUCUCCCCUCCCAGUCUGUGUUGGACGGGGGCGCUGAGGCGGUGGCCGGGCCCAGUCUGAGGAAGUGGGUGGGGCAUGGGCUAACGCCGACCAAUAAAAGAGAAGGAAGCUACGAUUGGCGGCGAUGAACACUAAUGAGAGAUCGUCCUUACCUUGCGGAGUGCCGCCCCUCUUCUCUCCCUCCUACCGCCUCCUUCCUUUGGGGGGGAAGGCGGGGCCAGAGGCCUGAAGUGUGGGGAGAACUUGGGGUAAGUAGCCCCGGGGGGCACAGGGCGUGGCAAGGAGAGGGGAGUUGAAUCCUGAGGGAAUGGAAGUCUGGUAGAGCCUAAUGGGAGGAUCAGGGGAUGGAGUGGAACGGGAGGAAGGGGAAGGGUACUAAAUUGGUUGAAGACCCAGGCUUAUCAAAGAGUGGUGUUAGGAGCUUGGCAUUGGAAGAGCCAGGGGUAAUAGGCAGGAGAUAGGGAGAGUAGGUGAAAACAUGGCACUGGGUUUGGUUGGAAAGAUAGGUAGGAGUAAAUCAUUGGAAAUGGGAGUCCUGGCAUUUCGACAGCAUUAUGAAAAAGCAUAGGGACAGGAUUUCAGAGAGAAAGUCUGAAUUUGGAGAAGAUUCAGUGAAUGAGUUUAGGAAGUUAAUAGGGGUGGACUUAGUAGUCAAAAAGCAUCGGUUUUGAGAAGGGUGUAGGAAUUCAGAGGGGGUAAAGGAGGUGGUGUUUGGAAACGAGACAGCUGAUAGAUAACGUUUUUAGCCUAGGUAACAGAAGCAGCCUAGGAUAUUGAUUCGGGGCAUUUGGUGUAUAGGGCACCUAGUCUGGUGACCAGCUUGCAAGAAUAGUGGGAUAGGGGUACAGGAGGAGAAAAAUAGAACAAUUUCAUCACUUCUAUUGUGAUUUCCUUUCUCUCUCUCUUCCUUUUCCUACACUCAUAUCUUCCUAAACUCAGGGAUGGGGGCUUGGGACUUAAGCAGCCCAAGUUGGAGCCCCAUUGGGAGUCAUAUGUUGCUCUGAAUUGCUUGUUAUGUUCUCUGACUGGGGUGUUUACUACCCAGGGCACCUCCUACCCAGAUUGCCGCGUUGCUACUUUCCUAACUUUAAAAGUUUGUUUUCUACUUAAUAGAGGAGUAUUUUAGUAUCUCCGACGGUUGUGUCCUAGUAAGUGUAGGGUUGUGGGGGUCUGCAGAGCUUUCUGGGCAAGCUCGCUUGAUUCUUAUGUUUAAAAACUUUGCAGUAGUAUAAGUAAAGUAAUUCUUAUAAAGACAUCGGUCUUUCCAGUUCUUGUAAGCACAGAAAAAUAUACUAAAUUGAAGUUUGUUUUGUUAAAUGUCGUAUCCACUUAUAUUCUUGAAGAGUUGUUAAAUGGAUGGUUGUAGUUAGUUUUCAUUAGCUUAUAUAUUUUAAAUGGUAUAAAUAAGAUGGGCAUGUAUUUCAGGAAAGUGAAAAAAAUUCAGUUUCUUCCUUUGUGUCUAGACUCAGAAGCUAAAGAUAUGUCAUAAUAUCUUAGGGCAAGUGUUGAGGAAAUCAAACACAAUUUGUACUUAAACAUGGAGGAUGUAAGCUCCGCUCUGCUAUAUGAAAUAUGGGAGACGACAGACCGUUUGUGUGCAAUGCCCCGGGCUGUGGACAGAGAUUUACAAACGAGGACCACCUGGCAGUUCAUAAACACAAGCAUGAGAUGACAUUGAAAUUUGGCCCAGCCCGAACUGACUCAGUCAUCAUUGCAGAUCAAACUCCUACUCCGACUAGAUUCCUGAAGAAUUGUGAGGAGGUGGGGCUCUUCAAUGAAUUAGCUAGCUCCUUUGAACAUGAAUUCAAGAAAGCUGCAGAUGAGGAUGAAAAAAAGGCUGCUGCUGGGCCCCUUGACAUGUCUUUGCCUUCCACACCAGACAUCAAAAUCAAAGAAGAAGAGCCAGUGGAGGUAGACUCGUCCCCAGCUGAUAGCCCUGCUUCCAGUCCCUGUUCCCCGCCACUCAAGGAAAAGGAGGUGGCCCCAAAGCCUGUUGUGAUCUCUACCCCCACACCUACCAUCGUGCGCCCUGGCUCCCUGCCUCUCCAUUUGGGCUAUGAUCCACUUCACCCAACCCUUCCCUCCCCAACUUCUGUCAUCACACAGGCUCCACCAUCCAACAGGCAACUGGGAUCUCCCACUGGCUCCCUCCCUCUCGUCAUGCAUCUUGCUAAUGGACAGACAAUGCCUGUGCUGCCAGGGCCUCCGGUACAGAUGCCUUCUGUCAUAUCGCUGGCCAGACCUGUGUCUAUGGUGCCCAACAUUCCUGGUAUCCCUGGCCCACCAGUUAACAGCAGUGGUUCCAUUUCUCCCUCUGGCCACCCUAUGCCAUCAGAAGCCAAAAUGAGACUAAAAGCCACCCUAACCCACCAAGUGUCCUCAAUCAAUGGUGGAUGUGGAAUGGUGGUAGGUACUGCCAGCACCAUGGUGACGGCCCGUCCUGAGCAAAGCCAGAUCCUCAUCCAACACCCUGAUGCCCCGUCCCCUGCCCAGCCACAGGUCUCACCAGCCCAGCCCACUCCUAGCACCGGAGGGCGUCGGCGACGCACCGUGGAUGAAGAUCCUGAUGAGCGGCGGCAGCGUUUUCUAGAACGCAACCGGGCUGCAGCCUCCCGCUGCCGUCAAAAACGGAAGCUCUGGGUGUCCUCCCUAGAGAAGAAGGCAGAGGAACUCACUUCUCAGAACAUUCAGCUGAGUAAUGAAGUCACGUUACUACGCAAUGAGGUGGCUCAGUUGAAACAGCUACUGUUAGCUCAUAAAGACUGCCCAGUCACUGCACUACAGAAAAAGACCCAAGGCUAUUUAGAAAGCCCCAAGGAAAGCUCAGAGCCCACGGGUUCUCCAGCCCCUGUGAUUCAACACAGCUCAGCAACAGCCCCCAGCAAUGGCCUCAGUGUUCGCUCUGCAGCUGAAGCUGUGGCCACCUCGGUUCUCACUCAGAUGGCCAGCCAAAGGACAGAACUGAGCAUGCCGAUACAGUCGCAUGUGAUCAUGACCCCACAGUCCCAGUCUGCGGGCAGAUGAUGCCUCCCCUGGUGGAGAGGUCCCUAGCCAGAGCUCGCCCACCCAAGAGCCAAGAGAGAUGUCAUCUUAUCCCCUCCAUCUGCCUUGGACGUGGCGGUAUGAGGGAAAGAUUGUGUGUUGUGAGUAACGGACAGAUGUGGGGCUUUUCUCUUCAGCCACAUGGUCGUGUACAUUGACACCUGUACUAGGAGCCUCCCAGCCCCGGAGCCACAUAGAUCAUCCCCUAAGGGGGCAGUUUCUGAUGUACCUACAGCCAAAGGCCUUUCCAGAUGGUCCGAACAAUCACCCCAGCCUGUGCAUGUGUACCUGUCUCUUAACACUAACCCUUGCACUUCUAGGUUUUGGGUUUCUCAGUUGCCUCUCUUCCCAUGAAGCCAUGGCUUCCUGUUCCUUAGCAGCACGCCACCUCCUGCUAGGUAGAGGGAGGCUAGUGUUGAUGGCAGGUCACCUGCUGGCCCGCCUCAGCCACCCCAUAGGCUCAGGACUUUGUCUCCCAUUAGCUGCUUAUUUUAUCCCCUUUUCCCCUUCCUGAAGUCUAGUUAAAACAUUCACUUAUGGCGAAUGUAAAGUUACCUUUGAUACAUGAAUUAGCAGUAUUUUCCAGCUCUUCCAUAAACUUUAGUCCUCCCUACCUGCCACCAAAAAAAAAAAAAAAAACAAAACAAAAAAACACUCAAAAACAAAAACAGAGCAAAAAGAAACAAACCCCAAGAAUUCUAAUCCUUUUUCAACUAUUUCUAGAGCUAUUUGGGUACCUCAUUUUUUGUGUCUUGAGUUUUCCCGGUCUCCAGGUGGGGCCUUUUCCACCUCCCAGUAAGCCUUGGCAAGGUCAUCUUGUGUGGCCUUAUUAGCUCUUGCUUGUUAGUGAAAAGGGAAAGUGCCCCGAGUGUGACUAGCUGAUUCCCUGCCUCCCCAGUCCACCCUCCUGCAGUUAUCAUUAGGGCAGGCAGGAACAGUAUAGUUUAAAGCUCAUUCUAUCAGGUUACUAAAUUGAGUCUUUAUGUUUUACAACAGUUUACUGGCCAAAGCACACAUAUUCCAUUUGGUCGUCUGUCCGCUCCUGUAUCUCCCUCUUUGUCCCUGUCUGUGUCCUGCCUCUGUCUCGCUUCUUCCGAUGCAGCCUCCUGGAACUAGAUGCCCCCUAGAUGCAAUGCAUCCCCAAAGGCCCAGCCCCAGGACUCUGAGACAUCAGAGCCAGGGUCCUGAGUGGGUUUUCUCGAGGGUCAGGUAACAUGGGGAGAGGCAAGAGAGAGAAGGUGCAGUACUGAUCUCAGCAGAACAGCCCUGCUUGGGGAAGGUCUGGCCUGCCCGGGGAAAUUGGUGACUAUUGCUCUCAGCCAUUCUUACUUUGAGGCGUUAGGUUGCAGGGGGAGAAAUUCAUCCCUCUUGUCCCUCUUUCUUCCCCAUUAAGACUUCUGAUCUUCCUUUGGCUCUGAACUAUGCAAUUUCUACCAGGGCCACAGGAAGUGAUCCAAAGCCAGAGGCCUGUGGAUAGAUAGGUCAGCUUUAAUAGCCUGUCAGUAUGAAUCCCUUCCAAUUGUCCCAGAGCCACCUUCUGCCAUCUGCCCAAGCCAAGAAUGCCCUUUUCUCCCUUUCUCCUACCUCCAUCUUAAACAUACGUGCAAAAUAACUGCCAGCUUCCUUCUUUAGUUUGUUUCCCAGAAUUGGCUGUCAUGGGGGAAUGAGGAAACCUAAGCUACGAGAUUCCCGUCUUCCCAGAGUGCUGUACUGGUGAGCCAGUCAGGUGACUUGUUCUGCUGCAUUUGUUUUUCCUUUCCCCUCCUGCUUUUCAGAACCAGUGCUGAACACGACACACCUGGUAAAGAGAAGGAAGAGAAAACACAGUUUUCUCAUCCUCUACCACCCGGGACCCAACAGGAACAGCCCCCGAGGUGACUCAGACUAGCAAAUGGCCUGGCAGAUGGUCGGGAUACAAGUCCCCACCUCCAGGGACUGCACUUGCCUUCCACAGUUCACAGCCGUAACUUGUACUCAGGACUUUUCCUUUUGAUGGCUGUUCCCUGGGACUUUCUUCUGCUUUAGUUGUGUUUCAUUUUUUAUCAUCUUGAUUUCCCACCAGCAGCCUUGCCCUAAAGCUUGACUGAGUUUAUGGCUCCUAAGGAGCCUUCACAAGACCCUGGACUGUUUUUCUUCCCCCUUCAUUCUAGUGUUUUUCAAGUUAAGAAUCCAUUUGUCACUGCAUACGUGCCCUGCCUCACUGUUUGGCUGUGGAGGAAGUUUGAGUCGUACCCGUCUGUCCCCAUGUAGGACAGCUAGUUUAUUUAGAGGGUCUCUUAGUCCCCAUGUCUCCUUCCCUCGAGCCCUUACCUCAUUGUCAUCGGUGGGAAGUUCUUACUGGGGCCUAAAUGAGGGGAUUGCCAGAACCUUACUGGUGAAGCAGUAGGAAGGGACAGGAUAGAACCCUCCAGAUAGCUCUUUAGCUGGUCCUUGGCCUCACUGAGAAAGCAGGGCAGUUGGUUAUCCUGAGACUCUCUCAUAGUUAAGGGGAAUGUCACUUAUACUCACUUGUUAUUGCUGCCAGCUGUGUGGCCACUCUCCCUUGCCCUUUGCUUUCCAGACGCAUCUGGACCAGAACCAAGCGUCAUGGAGGGCGUCACUUCGCCCUUUCUUAAUGACCGUGGCCUUUCUAGGAGCCCAAGGGAGGAUACUUUGUGAGAGGAGCUGAGAGUGUGGAUGCCUUGGGACUCUAAGCAAACACAAGAUUCAGGCCUCCCACCUCAUUCCAGAGACACAGCUGAUAGAUAACCAAGGCCAUAGAGAAAGGUACCAGACCAGGUCUUCAGGUCUGCAGACUUUUGCCCUAUUCCUUUAAAAGAAGGCUUGCUCAGAGUUGCAAAGCCUGAGAAAACUUCCCUCACUGCUAGAGAGGGAAAAACUAGGCCCUCCUUUACUUGCUCUUUCCCUGUUGGUUGUACACCCCAAAUCUGGCUUCCUUCAGCCUCCACUCCUCUCCGUGGUCCUAAGCACUAGACCCUCUACUCUUGGUAGUGGUAAAUAGGAGACGAGCUAACCUCACUCACCUUGCCGCCUUCCCUAUGCCUGUUCUGCCAUUCUUAACUCUUUUCCUGAUUCACUGCCCUCCAGCACUACCUAUCCUGGUUGACAGGGUACUUAACCAUAACCAUGCCCUGUCUACAGCCUGAACCACCAAGCAGACACCAAAAUACUCCUCCUGUGGUUUCUAAGGCUCCCUUGCUCCACACUGAGAGGCUCCUUCAAAGGUGCUAGCCCUGCGACAGCCCCCUUCCCCUGAGAGUCCCCUCUUUCUUUCAUGACUUCCUUGCCAUCCCCAAAUCAUUAUUUUUCAUUAAUAUUGUACAUUGUAUACACAGGAAGGAAAUGUAUUCUUUUUUUUUUUUUUUUAAUUUCAUAACCAGUCCGUUUAGAAUCCAGUCCUCCUAGUUAUAUCACAUAUGCCUUUGUUGAUAAUGCUCUUUCCGCUUUCUUUAGACUUUUGUUUGACAGGGGUGGAGGGGGGAAUGGGACAGGUGAGGACCCCAAGGCAGAUUAGAGGAUUCCCCCAUCCUGCUUCAGCCCCCCACAACUUUAAUCAUCCCCCUCACUGUAUAAACCUGAUUUCUCUGUGUGUUCGCAUACAUGCAUGUACACACAGACAUAAAUCCCCACCCACUCACCUCAGAGUGGUGACCCAGCAGGAAUGAGAGUUAAGUGGCUACUGGCCACUAUUCCCACCCCAUUACCAGUUCAUUUGUCUCUCCUUGGGGUAAAGUCCUACCCCCAGAAUGAGAAAAGGCUGGGGAGAAUAAGGCAGGCUAAGGCAGCUGUGUCCUUUGUAGAUGCAGGUUUGUAUUGUAGCUGCUAGGGUUUAUUUUAUUUUUUUAAUGGGGGGCUGGUAGCACAGAGCUAUCAUCAACAUUAGCUACUGGUGGGUGAUGUUUUAGCUGUAAGAAAUGGCUAUGAGCACUAGUUUCAUUGACCUUCCCUUAGGGCGGUGGUUCUCAGGAUGUGGUCCAGGCUCAGUAGCAGCAGCAGCACCAGUAUCUGGGAGCUUGUUAGAAAUGCACAUUUGGGCCCCACCACAGACCUAUUGAAUGGGAAACUGAACUGGGCUGGGCUCUAACAAGCACUCCACACUAAAGUGUGAGAACCAUUGCCUUAGGGGCAAGCUGGAAAAUCCUUGUAGGGUGUCAGGGAUAUUUUAAGUACCAUCCUCUGCCUUAGCACUAACACAUUUUUCCACUUCCUCCAGUACCUCCCUCCACCCCCAUUAAAACAACAACCACGUCAUUCAUCUCAAAAUCUAGGUUUGAGUUCCUUCUACUUCUUCCCAAAACCUGUCCUGCCUUGGUCUGGACAGGAAUUGUCGCAUAUUCCCUUGCAAACUGGUCACUCCACAGUCUUUGUUACGGGAAGGACGGGCUGGAGCUCUAGCUGUCCUGUAACACACACACACACACACACACACACACACACACACACACACACCCCUUUCCAGCAGGGAGAUGAGCCUCCAGCCCCAACCGUGGAGGCUGCAGCCUCCUGACAUAGUGUCAGUUGAAAGAAAGUGGUGUGUAUCUAUGGUUAUAUCUCUGUUCAUCUGUGUACCUUUGACAUGUAGCAGCCCCUCUCCGUCCCGUCAAGGAGCUCGACUCUGGGUCUGGGUCUCCCCAGUCCCCAGUGGCGGACUUUGACAGGUGGGAGGAUGCAGUGCUACGGGCUGUUCUGUUACAAAACCGUCUUCUCCCUUUCCCUGCCACCCGACUCGGCAUGAUCCCUGUGAGCAGGCUCUCACGAUCUCCCAGGACGGGGCUGAGACAGAGGCUUCACUCUGUUCUCCCUAACCGUGCCUUCUUCUGUCCCCCGCCCCUUACCACCCAGCAGUUCUCCCCCCAGCCAUGCCUUCUCCUGCUCCCCCUUGCCCUGACAUAUAUUGUGCCUUAUUUAUGCUGCAAAUAUAACAUUAAACUAUCAAAGAGAACUACUGUUAUGUCUAAUGCUUCGGUACUCUGAUCUACAAGUCUCAUUGGCCACUAUUCUCUGGGAACUCCUUGGGCUUUCAUGUCUGUGCUUUUCCUCACUCUCCCAUUUUUUAGGACAGAAGGAGCAGAGAUUCUUAUCCCUCCUUUUGAUGCAGGGAAGACACAGCCUAGAGAAGGUAGGUGGUUUAUAUCAAUCACAUAAAGACAAAAGAAGGCAUAGAAACAGGGGCUCACAUCUGUGCACUGCCAUGGGCACAAGGGCCUCCACAUUAUGGGAGCCUUUGCUGUAGAACUUGUGUGCUUUAUGUGGAUGGGGGAUGGUCGGGUGUCUGAAGGCAAGUGGCCUCUUAUCUUUCAGUGUUUUUCCCCACCUUCCUCCCAACAAUAAAAAACAAAAGCAAGCCCUACUCUCAGAAAGUUCCCAGCAUGACUAGGGGAGUGCACACACAAACACACACACAGGAGUUCAAGAUGUGGGGAAGAGGUCGAUCUGGAAGUGAGGGGUGGAGCUUAUUUAAAAGCAGGUAAGAGUUCACAAGAAAAACAGAUAAUAGCCAGGAACUGGCAAGGGGCAGGGCAGUCACUAGUAAUUGCUCAUGUUUAUGUAUCCUUAGAUAAUUAGCACAAAUGAGGAAGAGGGAGCCAGGCUACAGAACUUGACCAGGAGAUAGCAGGUGCCUCUGAGGGCUUCCAGGUAGAAGAGAAGUGACUUAGAAGCUGUUUGUGGUUGGUGUUUGGUAUAACUGAUGCAAGUAGGAAGACUGAGUCUCUGCAGGAGAGUGGGAAAGGCAGUGGUGGUCUUCACUGUGUUGUGCUCGGGAGCGCAUGGGUUUCCAGAGAAGGUGAGAAAAUAAGUUGCUGAAAUCCAAAUACCAAAGCUGCCAAGAUCGUGAGGCUUUGGAAGACCUGGGACUGAAGGGAGGGCACAUUCCCAAGUUGGGAGAAUUAACCCAUCCCAGCUGCAGGCGUAUCUUGUUCAGUUGCACUUUGCAGAGGGUGGGGAUUUUUUGUUUUGUUUUUUACAAAUUGAAGGUACAGGAUCCAAGUGGAGGAAGUACGUGCAGAUGUGGGGGAGAUAGCAGAGAACUAGACUUAGAAGUGGAGCCUGAAGAUGGGACUACAUUGGUGUAACCCCAUGAUCCAAGCUGAACAGAGGAGCUGCUGCUUACAGAGGAGCACAGAAAGUGGUUUCUUGAGACAGAUUCUCCUGGUGAAGGCGCUGUCAAGACUAGAAAUGACAAAGGAUUUAGAAUAUUACAGGGCGGAUCUCUGUAGCAUGGCCGGUUAGCUCGUCCGGCUGUUAACCCAAAGGUUGAUGGUUUGAGCCUACCCAAGGAUGUGAUAUUUGUGGUAGGAUGUUACAGGGGUGUCUGGCUGGAGUACCGGUCGGUGGAGCAGGUGACUCUUGAUCUCGGGAUUAUGAGUUCGAGCCCCAUGUUGGGUGUAAAGAUUACUUAAAAUUAAAAUCUUCAAAAAAAAAAAAAAAGUAUGAGAAUAUUACGGAAACAUAGUUGAUAAAGCAGUGGUUGAGUUUGAGAGGUUUGUCUCUAAUUUUUAAAAUUCUGUGGGUAAAGUGCUAUCAAAGAGCAUCGCACACUACUGAGAAAUCAUUCAUGGAAGGAAGAGCUAAUGAAUGCGGCAAACUUCAUUGUCUUAUUUUAAGAAAUUGCCAUGCCACAGCCACCCCCACCCUUUAGCAGUCACCAGCCUGAUCAGUCAGCAGUGAUCACCAUCAAGGCCAGGUCCUCUACCAGCAAAAAGAUUACAGCUUGCAGGGGGCCUAGCUGGCUCAGUAGGUGCAGCAUUGGCUCUUGAUCUCAGGGUGCUGAGUUCAAGCCCCACCCUGGGUGUAGAGCUUACUUAAGGAAAAAAAAAAAUUACCAUUCACUAAAAAGCUCAGAUGAUUGUUAGCAUUUUUUUAGCAAUACCUUAACUUUGUUUUAAGUUUUACUUACUUAUUUUAAGAGAGAAUCCCAAGUAGGCUCCACGCUGUCAGCACAGAGCUGGAGACAGAGCUAGAUCUCAUGAACUCUGAGAUCAUGACCUGAGCCGAAAUCAAGAGUCAGAUGCUUGACCAACUGAGCCAUACUGGUGCCCCAGGAAUAUUUUAAAUUUAAGGUAUGGACAUGAUUUUUUUAGACAUUUGCACACUUAAUAGGCGAUAGCAUAAUGUAAACAUAACUUUUACGGGCACUGGGAAACAAAAAUUCAUUUGAUUUGCCUCAUUGCGAUACUUUAUUGCAGUGGUCUGGAUCUGAACCAGCAAUAUGUCUGUUCGUACCAAAGAAGAUAGCUGUCUCCAUCCUGGACAUAGGAAGUUAGCUAGACCUGACCUUUUCUGAAUUGAGCCUCAGCUCAGAUCCACUUGUAAUUGAUGAUCAGAGACACUAGGAGAAUCAGGGUAGCAAACACUUACUGGCUGCUCUGUGCUGGGUGUAACACUAGAUGUGUUGCAUUCAUUAAGUCAUUUUCUGUUCACAACAACCCCUUGGUAAUGCCUCAUUUAAGAUGAACUGAGGUUUAGGUUGACAUUUGCUCAAGGCUCAUGGUGAUGUGCACGUGCUGGCAUUACAAUGGCUCUGUCUGACCCCAGAGCCACUCUGCAAUGGCUCACACACCCUCACAACGCUGCCCCUCUGGACUUCUGUCAGGUAAGAACAGACAGAGGCCUUGAUGUGGUAUAGGAUCCAUUUCCCACAGAAAAACCAUCUGCUCGUGGACUGGAUACUCCUCCCUUCUAAGAAGCGGUGACAUUCCAAGAUGUGAUGAUGAUGAGUGUCAGGUUCUGUGCUUGGGACCAACUGUGAGACCAAGCUUACAGAGGGAGGCCGCAUUAAUAGAAACCUAGUAUCUCGAACAUGCAGAUCAAAACCUGCUCUAUUCUACCUAUCCAAAGUUAUAGAUUGGUUGCUAGCUGGCUUGCUAAAAGAGGGAGGUCCCCUUAACAAAAAAUAGAGUGGAAGAAUCAAAUACGUGAAAGGCUUGCACACAUGAAAGAUGUGCAACAGUAUGUAACUUAGUGGGGCACACUGAGACCCCUGGUGGAGGCCACAGGAGACGGAAGCCAGCAUGGCACACGGAUAAGUCUGCCCCACCACUGUCUCAGGAGAUGGAAAAUUCACUGGGACUCUCUGCAAGGAUCACCACUGCUAACGUUUUGAGGACACUUGCUCUGUGCCAGAUCCUGUGCCGAAUGGAUUACAAAAAGUAUCUCAAAUAAUGCUCACCCUGGAGGGUAGUUUCUUUUAUUAAAAAUUUUUAAUUUUUUUUCAAUAUUUAUUUUGAGAGAGAGAGAGAGAAAGCACGAGCUGGGGAGGGGCAGAGAGAGAGGGAGACACAGAAUCCAAAACAGGCUCCAGGCUCUGAGCUGUCAGCACAGAGCCCGAUGUGGGGCUUGAACUCACAAACUGAGAUCAUGACCUGAGCCAAAGUCAGAUGCUCAACCGACUGAGCCACCCAGGUGCCCCAUUUUUUUUAAUGUUUAUUUAUUUUUGAGAGAGAGAAAGAGUGUGAGUGGGGGAGGGGCAGAGAGAGAGAGGGAGACACAGACUCCGAAGCAGGCCCCAGGCUCCGAGCUGUCAGCACAAAGCCCGACGUGGGACUUGAACUCAUGGACCACGAGAUCAUAACCUGAGCCAAAGUCAGACGCUUAACCAACUCAACCACCCAGGCACCCUUCGAAAGUAGUUCCUUUUAACGUUGCCAUGUUUUUCGGUGAGGAGACUGUGAGUUUUGAGAGACGGCUUGCCCAAGACUGAUCCACAGACUCUUUACCUCAUGGCACCUCUCCAGCACAGGCUAGAGAGCCACACGGGGCGGGGACAGGGGAAGUUGAAGAAGGGAUUCUAGGAUCAGAAGGGAAACUGUAUCAGAUGACUUUGAAGGACCCCCUUCCUGAUUUUUUCCUAAGGCAGAAUUCCUGUCACCUGCUCCAACAGGUCAGAGCCAGGCAGAGGAUGGGGUGACUAGUAGGAGGUGAACAGAGCCAUAUUCCAACCCCAGUUUCCUGCCCCUGCCUUUCUGUGACUCCUUAGAAUGAGGCUUAGGAACCUUCAUCCCCCCCCCCCCCCCGCCCCCCACCACCACCCUUCAAAGAGCAGAAAAAGGAAAUGACCAGACUUGACAGUGCGGAGCUGUGGCCACAGGGUGGCAGCAGUGCCUCACUGCAGAGGAUGGCUCCAGAAGCCCAAGUGAGGCGGGUCCUAAGCAGCGCUCUCUAGUGUGAAGACAGGAUCAGUCUGCAGAGAUUUGAAGCAAUCCCCACUGUGUGGACUCUGAAACCUUGUAGUCUCCUUCUGUAUCCCACUUUUCUGUCCACAGGCAAAUCUCAGAAUAGUGAUCCCAUUUUCAACCCUCCCAAGAGCCAUGUAGGCAAGGGUGUGAAUGGUCUGGAUGACCCCAGCUGCAGCCACAGUCAUGGCAAGGAUCGGGCUCCAUCAUUCUGGCUAAUUCUAACCCUGGCUCUUAGUUCCUCCCUCUGUCCCGGGACAUAAGGCCUAGCCCUUCUUUAGAAGACUUCCUCUAUGCUUUUAUUCUCUAAGGAAGGAAAGAGGAGGUGAUCAAUUGGCGCUCUCCAACCUAUUGAGAAAUCGGGGGUUCUUGAAGGCCCCCCAGGGCCUGGCUCUGACAAAACAUCUGCAAUUAAUGAUGCUUCUUGAGCUCUGGAGACAGGAUUUAUGCAUCUAAUAAAGUCUCUAACUCCAGGCUUAGGGGUUGGGGGCCGGAGGCUGGGAGCAGGAAGUCCCGGGGGUGCCAUGGGAGGGGGUCCCAGGCGGCUCCUAAUGGAGCCGUGCGUUUCCAUUGCCUGCUCUAGAUCCCCCCUCAGGCUGCUGUGGGGUGGGG